CGUUCGCGGCGUUCAGUUACAGUCGCCAUUUUGUUGUCGUCGAAUACGGUGCGAGAAGAGCGAGAGGCGGCGGCUGAAAUAAACCCGAAACCGGUGGUUAUUUCUCACCGAAACAGAGCAGAACAGUUAGCCACAUGAGUUCAUGGACUGCCUGCUGAUAAAUGGUUAUGCUACCGAUAAGGCUCGAGUAGGUUUCCCCGGCUCGCUCAGCUCAAAGAUGGACGACAGUGCUGCGAGGGAAGAUGCCCGCCGAGACUACCAGUCCUCCCUGGAAGACCUGACGUUCAACAGCAAGCCGCACAUCAACAUGCUGACCAUCCUGGCCGAGGAAAACGUCAACUUCGCCAAGGAUAUCGUCGCAAUUAUUGAAGCACAAAUAAGCAAGGCGCCAGCUGCCGAGAAGCUUCCAGUUUUGUACUUAGUGGAUUCCAUAGUGAAGAAUGUUGGAGGAGAGUACCUUGCAGUGUUUGCUAAAAACCUAAUCACUACAUUUAUAUGUGUCUUUGAAAAGGUGGAUGAAAACACUCGAAAGAGUUUGUUCAAGCUGCGGUCGACGUGGGACGACGUGUUUCCUCUGAAGAAGCUGUACGCGCUGGACGUCCGGGUCAACUCCGUGGACCCGGCGUGGCCCAUCAAGCCGCUGCCGACCACCGCCAGCAUCCACAUCAACCCCAAGUUCCUCAAACAGUCUGAGGAGGCGUCCUCUCCACAGCCGGCCCCCGUCCCGAAGCCGCCGCCCCCGGCUCCGGCCCCGCCCCCGACCACGACCCCGACCACGACCACGGGGCCCGUGAGCCAGUCCAGCCUGACCCAGGAGCAGCUGAUCCGACAGCAGCUUCUGGCCAAACAGAAGCAGCUUCUGGAGCUUCAGCAGAAGAAGAUCGAGCUGGAGCUGGAACAGACCAAGGCUCAGCUGGCUGGGGGGUUCGUUUUACCGCCAGUGACGACCGCCUCCGGUCCAGCGGCGUCCAAUCCCGUCGUCCGGCCCUGGACAGCCCCGCCCCCAGCAGCCGACACCAAGCCGUCCACCAGGGACCCUCGUCUGAACCGGUCCGGCCCCCCCGCCACCUCCCCCCAACCCAAAGAAGCGAAGAAGGACAGCCCCCCCUCCGCGGGGACUCUCCACGCCGCCACCCCAGAGAAGAGGCCGCUGGACAAGUCCUCCCGGCCGGACAGAGCCAGGACGCCCAGGAAAGACGUCCUGGAGGACAAGUCCAAGUCUCCGUCUCCGAUGGCUAAAAGUCUCCAGGCUAAGAACAGGCUGGUGGACGCGGAGCUCCAGAAGCCGAGCGACGGCACGAAGAAAGACCCCAGGCUGAAGAAACGUCCUCAGGACAAGACGGAGGAUUUGAAGGAGGACGAGGCGAAGGAGAAGAAGAGAUGCACUGACAAGAAGGAGAGAGAGGCCGAGCCCCCCAGGUCCAAGGGGAAACUGGCCAACGGCUCCGUGGUCAAACAUGGCCGAGAGGAGGCGGCCGACAAGGUGGAGUUCAAGGCCGGAGGCAACACCCGGACGCACGGACGCAAACGCACCCACUCCAGGUCCAGGUCUCGCUCCCCGACCACUUCGCCCAAGAGGAAGGACGGGAGACGCUCCCCCAAGAGCCGACCUCGCAGCACCUCCCCGUCCCCCUCCCACAAAGCCACCAAAGCCAGGAGGGUCCGCACAGACCCGGGCCGAGGGGAGGACCGGCCGGCCCCCAAGAAGGUCCAGUCCGAGGGCCGCAGGUCCAAGAGGCCGGGGGAGGACCGGCGCUCCGAGUCCAGGGACUCCCACUCCCCCCGAAGCCACGAGGGGGGAGGGAAAGAGUCGAAGGAGGCGCCCCAUCGCUGGAGGAGCGGCUGGGAGGAGAACAAGCACGUGAAGCCGCCGGAGGACUCGCACAUGAAGCCUGUGGCUCAGAGACACAAGUCCUACGGCACCCCGACCCGGCCCACCACCCCCCGGACCCCGAAGCAUCGGCUCAGCGUGGACGCAAACCUGCAGAUCCCAGAGGUCCUGAACUCGGCCUCCAAGAAGGACCUGCUGAGGAGGGCGAGCCGGCGUCUCCAGAGCGGGGAGAUCUCCCAGGAGGACUUCCUGAACAUGGCGCACCAGAUCAAGCAUUUCUUCCAGUACCAGGAGGAGAAGCAGCAGCGCUCGGAGAGCUGGGACGACUCGGACGAGUUCUCCGUCAAGAAGCAGACGCUGCUGAGCAUGAGCUCCGCCCCCGGCGCCGCCCCCACCGCCCCCCAGCCCCGCCCACACGACGCCAUGGACCCGGCGGAGCUGUCCUACUACGAGCACAAGUCCAAGCUGAGGAAGACGCAGGUCAACCACCGCGCCGCCGGGGGAGGGGAGGAGUGGGAGGCCGAGGACAAACCGGGGGACGGGGAGGACUCGGGACAGGGCGAGAAGACGGGGGUCGGACGAAGCGCGGGACACCCGGCGCAGCAUAAAUACAUCCGGACGCCACGGGACCGACAAGGUGAGAGGAGGAGCAAGGAGAGGGAGGAGCCUCGGCCCCCGCUGGCCCCCAUGAUCGAGGAGUACAACCACGGCAAAGAGUUCCCCACCCUCAAGUCUCUGCCGGGACUCCGCUUCAGGAAGAGGGUCGACCCCCGAGAGUCCAGUGAGAGGGAGUGGACGUCUCCGCUGACCGAGCGCCAACACUACGAGGACCGUGAGGAUCAGAAGAGCAGCUACGACGCCCCGCGGCGUUACGGCCCCCACGCGGACCCGCGGCGGCCCGAGGGCCCGCCCCCUCCCCCGGGCCCCGCGGACGGGGGCGUGGCCCCGAGGUUCGAGCGCGAGCGCCUGUCUCCGCUGCACCAGAAGGACACGGGGGACGUGAGCCCGGUCCCUCGCUUCGAGAGCCCCAACAGCGAGCACUCGGACGACGGGCCCCUCAGUGUGGACGCCCCCCCUCAUCCCCACCCCAAGUCCAUCCUCAAGGCCCCGCCCCGGGGGGGGGCCCUGCCGUCUGUCCGACAGCACAGCGAUUCCCCUGGACACACCCCCCCUCACGAAGGAGGACACCCGCCCCCCCGGUACAACGGCCCCGGACACAUGGGCCCCUCCAGACCUCAUCCCCCGGGGUGGUACGAAGGCGGCGGCCCCGGGCGCUAUGACGACGCCCCGUUCGAUGGACCCCUCCAUCAACCCCCGGGCAGGUUCGAUGGCGGAGGGCCCCCCCACCACAGCAUGGACAGGGUGGAGGGCCCCGGCCAGUGCGAGGGCCCCCACGGCCCCAUGCGAGGCGGGGACGGGAUGGGGCGGUUCGAUGGUCCUCCUCAGGGCCCCGGCCGGUUUGGGGGGCCCAUGGGCCAGCAGAGGUACGAGGGCCCAGGACCCGCCCACCUGGAGGGCCCCAUGCAGCGGUUUGAACCACCCGGUCGCUUCAACAGCAUGGGCCCCCCCGGGUCUGGGCCCAUGGGCUUCCAGCAGCGCCCCCUGUGCUUCGACGGCGCCAUGAGGUUCGAGGGGCCCAACCAGCCGGGACCCAGGUUCGACGUGUCCCGCCCACGCUUCGAGUACUCCUCAGGUCAGCAGGGGCCCCCCAGGUUUGCUCCCCAACACAACCUGCAACCCCCCAUAAGGCCCAUGGCCCCGCCCAUGUACGACCAGCAGAACUUCCCCAUGGGCCCCCAGAGGUUCCCGGAGCCCAUGAACCAGUUCCUGCAGCCGGGGCCCCCCUUCAACCAGCCGGGCCCCGGACCCUUCUACAACCCCUCGGCCCCCGCGGUCGCCAUGCAACAGCCGGUGAACCUGAUGGGGACCAUGAAUCCGGCCUUCCUGCCUCAGAACGCGGCUCCUUUCGUUCAACAGCCUCCAGCAGGGGGCGCUCCAGAGAACCACUUCGGCCAGGUUGACGUCAACGACCUCUUGACCAAGCUCAUCUCCACCGGCAUCAUCAAACCGUCGCAGCCCGAAGCCGCGACCACCACCACGACCAACGAAACUUUGUCCACGACUCCGUUAGCUCCGCCCCCAGAGGAGGAGGAAGAGGAGGAGCAGGAGGUGGAGGAUGAAGACCUGCCAGACCUCACCAGCUUUAGCAUCGACAGCAUGAAACAGCGCUAUGAGAGCGUAGUGACCAAGCUGUACUCGGGGAACCAGUGUUGUCUGUGUAGCAUGCGCUUCACGGCCGCGCAGACCGACAUGUACGCCGACCACCUGGACUGGCACUUCAGACAGAACCACGCGGGCAAGGUGGCGAGCAAGAAGGUCACCCACCGCCGCUGGUACUACACCCUCAGGGACUGGAUCGAGUUCGAGGAGAUCGCCGACCUGGAGGAGCGAGCCAAGAGUCAGUUCUUUGAGAAGGAGAACGAGGAGGAGGUGCAGAAGAGCCAGGCCGCCGCCAAGGAGAAGGAGUUCCAGAGCGUCAGAGCCACCAAGGACCAGGUGGGAGAGUCAUGUGAAAUCUGUCAGGAGGCGUUUGAGACGUACUGGGUGGAGGAGGAGGAGGACUGGUUCCUGAAGGACGCCGUCAGAGUCGACGACAAGAACUUCCACCCGGCGUGUUUCGAAGAUUAUAAAAACACGUCGUCGUAUCUGGACGUGACUCCGUCUCCCAGUAAGUUCCUGACCGACCACCCGCUGGUCUCCAUAAAGACAGAAAAGGAGGAGGAGGAGGAGCAGGAAGUGGAGGCGGAGGGCACUUCCUGCCUCGCCCCGGUCAAACAGGAAGUGGAGGCGGAGCUUGCGGUGGUUAAGGAGGAGGCGGCCGUGGAGGCGGAGCCAUCGGACUGAAGGAGAUUUUAGCUGCAGACUCGUCUGCUUCGACACUUGAAUACGUUUUUGUAUUUGGACUCUGAGCUGUGAAACGUUUCCUUUGGUCCAAUCUGUAAAUGAUUUAAUUUAUAAAUUAAAGUAUUUUUUGUA
Mugil cephalus (flathead mullet) is the source of this 4867-nucleotide messenger RNA. It is a transcript of the gene pcf11, whose product is annotated as PCF11 cleavage and polyadenylation factor subunit. The record is from RefSeq and is a predicted model, not a curated record. Gene Ontology annotation, cellular component: mRNA cleavage factor complex; cytoplasm. The transcript has 17 exons. Gene Ontology annotation, biological process: termination of RNA polymerase II transcription. NCBI's taxonomy places the organism in Eukaryota, Metazoa, Chordata, Actinopteri, Mugiliformes, Mugilidae. Bases 143 to 4735 code for a protein of 1530 amino acids. Gene Ontology annotation, molecular function: mRNA binding; RNA polymerase II complex binding.